Molecule: messenger RNA, 4689 nt
Organism: Leishmania major strain Friedlin
Lineage: Eukaryota; Euglenozoa; Kinetoplastea; Trypanosomatida; Trypanosomatidae
Product: mitogen-activated protein kinase-like protein
Exons: 1
Coding region: 1-4689 (1562 amino acids)
Biological process (GO): protein phosphorylation
Molecular function (GO): ATP binding; protein kinase activity
Source: RefSeq, a predicted model, not a curated record
AUGCAUAGUAGCAGUAGCGUGAUGCAACCGGAGCCGGAGGCUACUCAGGGGAUGGAACUGCCAACUUGUGCAUGCAAGCCGCAGCAUCCGGACCUCGAAGCCCCAGCCUCCCUCCACGCACAGUCCAAGGAGAUCAAUCCCUUGGUGCUAGGGCCACCUCCCUGCACGAUUCUCUGCACCGAGCACGAGCGCAAGACGCGGCGCAGUUCUAAGUCGUGUAUUGCGUCCUCGCCGGGGCAGCACCAGCGCAUGGGCGACGGAGUUGGGUUCAAAGUGCUGAACCUCGUAACUGGUUGGAACCUGCCACGGAGGAGCAGCACACAUCGUUGCUUUUGUGCAGCGGACGGUGACGUGACUGUGGAGCCUCAGCCUUUAUCCCUCGCAGGCGCGUCCACCAAGUGCCCUGUGCACACCCCAGCCUCUGCUAGCUCACCGACGUGGGGCCCCCGUGACGAAAAUGGGGUGCUUGUCGUAAGUCCAGACGACCGGCCGGAGGGCUUAGUGAACUCGCGCCGCAGAUACAGCAGGGAAAGUAAGCCCGCGGUGACCGGUGAAGAUGGCGUCCUCCUCAGCGAAUACGAGGAGGACCCGGCGGACGCGGCCGUUCGACAAACGCUGGCGCGCGUGCGGAGCAAGAACUGUGUUCUGCUGAUUGUCCUGCUAGUCAUCAUAAUUGUGCUGGCCGUGGCAGGCGGGGUGGGCGUUGGCUUUGUGAACAAACACUACACCACGUUGACGCAUCGUAUGUAUUUGGAAUCGGGAGAACGCAUCGUCCUCAACAGCUCCAUCAUGCUUCUGCGGAACUACCAUGAGACGCUGCGGGCGGAUGUGCGCAAUCUCCUGUCCUUUGUGCGCUCCUUGAUGGUCUCCAGGCCGCCGGAGAGCGUAGCGAUGGUGCAGAACACUCUGUAUCUUCCCUUUUUUGAAGCGUGGAGUACGUGGCUGUUCUCCCCCAGCGUUCCAUCGACGCACUCGAUUUACGUAUCCAUGUGCGGGGAACCCCCGAUCAACACCGUGGACUGCCCCAUCAUGGCGCUCGCUAUUGUGUGCAUGCCCAACAGCCCACAGGUGACGUGCUUUUACAUGCAUUCUGAUGAAGUGAACAGAUCGCGCAUGACCGUGAAUCGCAUCGAAGUCAACGAGUUCGGCAUUCCACGGAUAGGUGCCUUUUACAAGUACGAGCCGCUGAAGGUGAGCUACUUGCACAACCAGACCAGCAACGACUAUGGCUACUUCCUUGACCAAGGCUGCUCGGGCUCACUCCCACAAAAGGUGCACACCACCCUGACCAUUCGGCGGCAGAUCGUCAUGGGCGACCUCCUAAUCAUCUGCGACGCCAGCAGUUUCUUUGAGCGUUGGUUUCAGAGGUUCGAAAGGGGGCUGCAGAAAAAGAAAGACAGCCACUCCGUGCUUUUCGCCAGCGAUGGCGCCGUUCUGGCCUACGAGUGCGGCGCCGCGCCUCGCAGUCGAGAACUCGUCUCCCCGUGCAACACGGGACUUGUGCCGGACAACGGGCGCGAUUGCCGGGUGGACAAAACGGCUAUGAUGCACCGCAUAGUGGACACCUUCACCGAGGCAAUGCAGCGAAACAAGCUGCUGAAGCGAGGUAGGCAGCAGAAGAGCCAUGUGGCGCUCACCCGGAGGAUCGACGACUACAUUGUGGCCUAUCAGGACUUCUUGAGCUUUCGCGUGGGCGACGACAAGCUCGAGACCGUCUUCAUUGCAGCGUACGCUGCGCCACUGGACACCUCGCUGGGCCGCGACGGUUUUGUGCAGAUUUCCAUCUGCGUCGUCAUCAUCAUCAUCUGCAUGUUCCUCCUCGGCGUUGUUGCUAUGGUGGCCGUGAACCAGAUGAUGCGCGUGGUGGAAGUCAUUUCGCAGCUCUCCACGCACGCUGCCACGUACGACACGAAGCGGAUGCGCAGUGUGCUAGAUCGCCAGAAGCCUGGCAUGCUUGCCCGUGUCAUCACGUCCGCUGAUAUUAUCAACUGCGAGUUCCAGCACAUCUUAACGAACCUGAAUGCGUAUCGUCCGUUUCUGCCCCAGUCGCUGCUCACCAAGAGCAGCUACUCCUUCUCCGACGAGGCGCUGGAGCGGCCGAGCUCGCAUCGCAUCGACGUGGCCCUCGGCGGCAACGCCGCAGGCGACGUUGUUGUCGACAAGGACGGGGCGCCGGCCAAACCGCUGCCGCGGUUCCACCUGAGGAACACCCUCGAAGGCAGCGUUGCGAACCCGGUCGAGAACUGGCGACUCCUGCAGCGUGGCUUUCACCGAACGAAGUCGACGAUCCUCGUCGUGAGUCUCUCGAACGUCGCCCUGGACGCGGGCGACUCAGUGGAUGCGGUGAACCUGUUCGUGCAGACGGUGCUGAAUCACGCGGCGAUCGCCAACGGCGUUGUGGAGGUCAUCGAGUUCCAAAAGAUCGUCGUCUCCUUCAACUCGCACUUUCCAGUGCCGCGGCAUCAGGAAAAGGCCUGCCUCUGCGCACUCGCGAUCCGCGAGGGAUUCCGCGACAGUGGGUGCAGCAUUAGCAUAGGCAUUGCGUCGGGGUACAACUACGUCGGCACCACUGGCACGGAGCAGCAAAAGGCGCGUGUCAUCAUGGGUGAGAGUUUGGUGGUGGCACAGUCGCUGACCAGCCUCAAAAACUACCUCGGGUGCUCCAUCCUAGCCACCGACCAGGUGGUCUUUGAGGCCCUUGUGACGGCGGUGGCGGUGGAUGUGGUGCAGCUGUACUACGAGCAUAACCAUCAGUGGGUGCAGUACGGUGUGUCUGAGAUCAUUGGGAAUCGAUACGCCGUGCUUUCGCCCGAUAUGCAGCUCGUCAAGUCGGUCUUUAAGCUGGUCCGCUACCGCCAAGCAGAGGAGGCACUGGAGGCGGUGCGAAGGUACAUGGACGCCGCAGCCGAGCGGCACGAGGCGCCCUCGUGGCCGGCGCGUCGCAUUCAUGCCCUGGUGGAGCGCCAACAGCUGUUGAUCAAGAGCGGCUAUCGACGAAAACGCCUUCAAUGGCAGGCCCUCGAGGGCGAUGAGAUUAUUAUGAGCCACCUCUCCGAGGAGAACCAGUCAUACAACUCGAAGCGGCAGCCCCGUCUCAUGGCAACCGUCAGCACAGCCACAGUGGACUCCCUGGUUACAUUGUCGACCCAUGCCAAAGCGACCCCUUGCGAGUUCGGCUUUGUCUCCGGGGACAUGCUCAACGCCGGCAGGGAGGCGGAGCUCGCGCGAGCGUUGGUGGGCGAGCAGUCGAAGCUGAGCAUGUCGCGGCGGCAGUUGGCACCGAUACCGAGCUCAUACUUCAGCGAGGAUGCCCUCUUUCCGGUUUUUACCGUCAAGAGCAGCGACGGUGACGACGAGGAGAGGUCGCCAGUCUCAUCGAUGCUGUCGUCGCAGCGUGACUGCGGCACCGAUGGCAACGCGGAGGCCAGUGGCGCGGACUCUGAAGAAAUGAGGCCGGUGCUGCUGGUUGAGCCACAGAGGCUGCGCAGCGAGGGGCGUCAUGAUGUGCGCGUUGACGCUCUACUGCCGCCAUCCACAGUCACCACUUCACCGUUUCGACCGGCGCACGGCAUGAAGUACCCGUGCAUCACCCCUGGCAUCUCUUCGAUGCUGUCGAGCAGUCGCCAUCGCUCGGCGCUGGACCGCCAGCGCCAAAUCGCUCCCGCCCCUUUGCGCGGCGAUACUUGUCACGCGAGUGCCUAUGCGACGUCCAGCGCGCUCGGGGGCGGUGGUGGAGGAAAGCCUUCUAUUAGUGCUUCCCUCGCGACUACUAGUGCUGGCAACCUUGGCCGCACCGCGGACUCGGCACUCAAGCAGAGCAACGAGAACGCCGCGGGUUUGGCCAAGAUGCACUGUAGCUACAAACUGCCGCAGCGUAUCGUGUCGGUCAACGGCCAGGUGUUUCACCGCACCUCGCAGCUUGUGGGGCGCGGGUCCUUUGGAGAAGUGUACGUCGCCGUAUCGGAGACCGGAUCGCUUGGCGCCAUGAAGGUGUUUCCGCUGAACGACAACAACGCUCCACAGCUCAUCCGCGAGGUGGAAACGCUAUCGCUGAUGCGGCACGAGAACAUCGUCGGCUACGACUGCUGCGCCGUGCAGGACAAUUUCUUCUUCAUUAUCUGUGAAUAUUUGGCUGCCGGCACGCUUGGUUCUCUCAUUCAGAAGCUCGGGGUGAUCCCGGAGCGGGCGGCGCGCAAGUACGCGUGCGACGUGCUCUUUGGACUCGGCUACCUUCAUCAGCACUCAUGGUUGCACUGCGACAUCAAGCCGGAGAACAUCCUCGUGACCUCUGACGGCACGUGCAAGCUGACAGACUUUGGUGCCGCCUCACUGGGGCGAAGCUUGAUGGACGCGGUUUCCGUGCGCGGGACGCCGCGUUUUUCGGCACCAGAGGCUAUUCUGGGCACGUGGAACCAGCAGGCGGAUAUCUACAGCUUCGGCAUCACCGUCGCUCAGAUGGUGACAGGUGUGCACUCGUGGCACAAAUACACAGAGCCGGACCACCUCUUCGUCGCGCACUACGCGGGUGAGAUACGGCACAGCCUGCAGACGGGCAUGCCGUGCGCGAUGCAGCCCGACCUACCGACGAACCUGCAAGACAAGGAGCUGGAGAGCGCCAUCCACCGCUGCUGCGAGUUCGACCCUGCUCGACGCCCGACGGCGGAGGAGUUGGUGACGUUGCUUUCCUAG